Messenger RNA from Papaver somniferum (opium poppy), 2307 nucleotides. RefSeq names its product probable inactive purple acid phosphatase 1. The record is from RefSeq and is a predicted model, not a curated record. Gene Ontology annotation, molecular function: acid phosphatase activity; metal ion binding. The transcript has 13 exons. NCBI's taxonomy places the organism in Eukaryota, Viridiplantae, Streptophyta, Magnoliopsida, Ranunculales, Papaveraceae. Bases 383 to 2224 code for a protein of 613 amino acids.
AAAAAGUCAGCGAUAGUGAAUCUUUUCAAUUAUGAAAAUGGAGCGUUACACACUAAAGAAGAUGAUGCAGAUAUACCAUCAUCCUACCUUUAUUCCGGGGGAAGAUUCUGAAUUUAAACGAAAUUUAAAAUACUUCACACUGUCCUUAAGAAGAUGAUGCCGCAAUAAUAAUUAAAACCCACAACCAUAGAAGACCAAAGAGAAACAUUUUAAAAUUAAUUAGACCAUGUUUCUACUGAGCUUAUAAAUCACAGAAUAGCUUUCAACUUGAAUGCAUAAUUGUUGAAGAAAUCUCAGAUUUGGUCACUAAGUGGCUAUUGCUGUUGUUGGGUUCUCAAACUUGUAAAGAUAUCACAACUGUUUUAUUUUUGUUCCUUUUAUUAUGGUGAGGUUCCAUGGAUUUAUUCUGUUGUUACUUCUGAGCUUUAUAAGCUUUGGAGGAGCUGAGAGAAAACUUGGCGAUCAGCCUCUUGCUAACGUUGCUAUUCAUAAGGCAGUGGUUGCACUCCACGAGUCGGCUUACGUCAAAGCUUCUCCAUCGAUUCUUGGAUCUAGGGGGGAAAAUACUGAAUGGGUUACUGUUAAAUUUAGCUCACCAAACCCUUCAGAUGAUGAUUGGAUUGGAGUCUUUUCUCCGGCUAAUUUUAGUGGAGCCACUUGUUCGCCUGAAAAUAAAAUGGUCAAUCCUCCCUUACUAUGCACCGCACCUAUUAAGUACCAAUUUGCGAACUACUCCAGCCCAGACUACAAGAAAAAUGGGUCUGGAAAAUUGAAACUACGGUUGAUCAAUCAGAGGGGAGACUUUUCUUUUGCAUUAUUUUCAGGUGGCGUCGCAAAUCCAAAGCUAAUAGCAGUGUCGAAUACAGUACAGUUUCAGAAUCCAAAUGCACCUGUUUACCCUCGGUUGGCCCAAGGAAAAGCAUGGAAUGAAAUGACCGUAACUUGGACUAGUGGAUAUGGAAUUGACGAAGCAGAACCCUUUGUUGAAUGGGGUCGACCGGGAGGAGAGAAGAUGCAUGCUCCAGCUGGCACAUUGACAUUCAGCCGUAAAAUGAUGUGCGGUGCACCAGCAAGAACUGUCGGGUGGCGUGAUCCUGGAUUCAUACACACAAGUUUUCUGAAGGAAUUGUGGCCCAACUCAGUAUAUUCGUACAAACUGGGACAUAGAUUGUUCAACGGUACUUUCAUUUGGAGUCAGGAAUACCAAUUCAGAGCAUCUCCUUAUCCUGGUCAAGAAUCCGUACAACGUGUUGUUAUUCUUGGCGAUAUGGGAAAGGCUGAAGCUGAUGGAUCAAAUGAAUAUAACAACUACCAGCCUGGUUCACUUAACACCACCAGGGAGAUUGUUCGGGACCUGAAGAAUACUGAUAUAGUGUUUCAUAUAGGAGAUAUAUGCUAUGCAACUGGUUACCUCUCACAGUGGGAUCAGUUUACUUCACAAGUUCAGUCUAUUACCUCGGCUGUCCCGUACAUGAUCGCAAGUGGAAACCACGAAAGAGAUUGGCCUGGAACAGGAUCCUUCUAUGGGACUAUGGAUUCAGGUGGUGAAUGUGGUGUGCCAGCUGAAACCAUGUUCUAUGUUCCUGCUAAGAACAGGGCUAAGUUCUGGUAUUCAACCGAUUAUGGGAUGUUUAAGUUCUGUGUAGCUGAUACAGAACAUGAUUGGAGAGAGGGUACAGAGCAAUAUAAGUUCAUCGAAGAAUGUUUCGCGUCUGCUGAUAGACAAAAACAACCAUGGUUGAUCUUCCUCGCGCAUAGAGUCCUUGGAUAUUCUUCUGCUACCUGGUAUGCUGAGCAAGGAUCUUUUGAAGAGCCGAUGGGAAGAGAGAAUCUCCAAAAACUUUGGCAGAAGUACAAAGUCGACGUAGCCGUGUAUGGCCAUGUACACAACUACGAAAGAACAUGUCCAAUCUAUGAGAAUAUUUGCACCACUGAUGAGAAAUCGCACUAUCAAGGUCCUUUAAAUGGAACCAUUCAUGUUGUUGCUGGUGGUGGAGGUGCUGGACUUGCGAAAUUCACCACCUUAAAUACAAAGUGGAGUGUGUUCAAAGACAAUGAUUAUGGCUUCAUUAAACUAACCGCAUUCGACCAUUCAAACCUUCUUUUAGAGUACAAAAGGAGCAGCGAUGGGAAUGUUUAUGAUUCUUUCACUAUAUCUAGAGAUUAUCGAGACAUUCUGGCUUGCACAUUUGACAGUUGCCCAGCCACUACCAUGGCUGCUUGAUAUAUGUAAUUUUGAUGAAAGUGAUUUUGGACAGUUAUGGAUCACCCGGUGUCCAAAUAAUAAAGAACGGUUUUUUGGGACCA